AUGGACAAGACCAGUGAGACGGGGGCGGGCAAGCACGUCCGGCGGGCUGUGGUCAUCGACUUGGAGCCCACGGUGAUCGACGAGGUGCGGACCGGCACCUACCCGCAGCUCUUCCGCCCCGCGCAGCUCAUCACGGGAAAGGAGGACAAGGCCGACCAGUGCACCGGACUGCAGGGGUUCCUGAUCUUCCACACUUUCGGGGGCGGCACCGGCUCGGGCGUCAUCUCCCUCCUCAUGGAGAGAUUGUCCGUCGACUACGGCAAGAAAUCCAAGCUGGAAUUUUCCGUCUACCCGGCGCCGCAGAUCUCCACCGCCGUGGUCGAGCCCUACAACGCGGUGCUGGUCACCCACUGCACCCUGGAGCACUCCGACUGCGCCUUCAUGGUGGACAACGAGGCCAUUUACGACAUCGUGUCGUCCAUCACCGCCUCGCUGCGCUUCGAUGGUGCCCUCAACGUGGACCUGACCAAGUUCCAGACCAACCUGGUCCUCUACCCGCGCAUUCACUUCCCGCUCGCCACCUACGCGCCCCUGAUAUCGGUCGAGAAUCUUACCACGAGCAAUUAUCGGUCGCCGAAAUCACCAACCCCUGCUUCGAGCCGGCCAACCAGAUAG
Molecule: messenger RNA, 615 nt
Organism: Leucoraja erinaceus (little skate)
Lineage: Eukaryota; Metazoa; Chordata; Chondrichthyes; Rajiformes; Rajidae
Product: tubulin alpha-2 chain-like
Exons: 4
Coding region: 1-615 (204 amino acids)
Biological process (GO): microtubule cytoskeleton organization; mitotic cell cycle
Cellular component (GO): microtubule; cytoplasm
Molecular function (GO): structural constituent of cytoskeleton; GTP binding
Source: RefSeq, a predicted model, not a curated record